GAGACCAGCAGUUUACUGCUGUAAGUGGGGAAGCCAAGAAAGAGAACAUGGAUCUACAAGAAGAGAUUUCUGAGCUGAAAGAGACUUUGAGGAAGGCUGUGGAUGAGCUCUCAUAUCAAGCCAAGAGAUUCUGUAGAAGACCUGAGGAGGCAGUCCCUACAGACUGGACAUCUGACUGUACUGAAGUAGCUGCUCUUAGUCGUCCAUUGAAUCUUGGAAUGUUGUAUGACUGCUGCAGUGAUUCAUUCUUCUCAGAUCAGUUUCUGUGGGAUGAGGGUGUUAUAUCCUCUUUGAGACUGUCUCUGCCUUGGCCACACACAGAUGUGAGGGUUUUAGUGGGAGACUCAUUGCAGGAAAGAUUCAGAGCUCUGGAUGUGUCUCUUCCUUUAAGAGCCACUGUUUUGUCUGGACUUAUUGAAGUGGGUGGAGCUGCUGGGUAUCUUAACCACACCCCUCGAUCCCUACAGCAGGACCAUGUCACUCUGCACUACAGAGCCACUUCCAGACUGGAAAUGCUCAGCCAAAGCCUGAUCCAAGGUCAAGCUCCUCUCCGACUGACCAAUCAAAACAAAGCUACGCAUGUGGUCAUGGCAGUGCUCUAUGGAGCUCAAGCUUUCUUUGUCUUUAAAAAGGACAGUGACAGCAGUGAUGAAAAUGGAGGCCUGGAAAAUGUAAUAAAGAAGAUGACUUCAUCCUUCAGUGCAGUGAAGGAAGAAGUCCUGUUUGGAUCCUGUUUGACUGAAAGUGAGCGAUUAAACACUUUGCUCUAUGACUGUGUUCUAUACAGUGAUGUGGGUGAUUUCAAGAGUCCCAUGAACUUUGAAACUGCAGUGAAAGUCUACAAGUCCUUCCCAAAGCUACUCGGAUCCCAAGGUGACAUUGCAGUCCCUCUGAAGGUCUGGUUGUGUCCUCUGAAAAAUAUUGACCCAACUUUUGUUCGGGUAGUGAGGGAAAUCCGUGAUGACUUGUUGCACAGAGCAGUGAAUGUUGUAGAACAGUUGAGGAAUGGGAUCAGGAUGUCUAAGUAUUUGAUGGAUGAGUCCUCCAGUCUUAGUGUGAUGGCAUGGUUCCCUAUUCUGCAGAAGAAACUCACUCAAUUUUACGAACUUCUAAAGCAGUAUCAAUCAGAGUUCCAGGGAGCUUUAGCCACUAGCAUACAGACCAUACGAGAGGGAGGAAAGGAAGGAGAAGAGAAUCUUAGAGACAUGCUUGAGAGGAAUGAUCGGUCUCCAUUCAGUCCCCAGAAUGUACAACAGUGGAUCCAUAACAAACAGACAGAAAUCAAGGCUUUGAAUGACUGCAGAGAUGCCAAUAUCACCAUUAUAAAAUCACACAAGCAGUUGAAUCAAAUCAUAAGAGAUCCACAAACAAACAGGGUGCUCUGUUUUGCUCUUACCUCACUAGAGAGAAAAGAUCCAUUCCUUAAAGUGCUGACUCAGUACAUCCAUUUGGUAAACAGGUUCUCAAUGGAUAGAUUUUAUACAACACAUCCAUUCAAACUCCCAGACUGGUCACAGAAGAUACUCUCAGAUCUACAAUUAUUCAAAACUUCCAAAGACAACAAUGAGGAUUCAGAGACCACAAAGUACAUUGCCACAUCUACAGCUAAUGAUGUCUUCCUUGGAUCCUCCAUUUUGCUUUACCAAGCUGGCAGUGUUGUUAGCCAGUGUAUAAACCUUGGAGUAAAACCAGAUCCAGCAGUAACAAUACAGACAAAACAAACAAGUGUCACAGUGAGACUACAAAAAACACAGAACUUAAUCACUGAGAGAUACAGAAUUGAGUACAGAGCUGUAAGCAGUGGUGCUGCUGCCCCUAGGACUAAAGCCUGGGAUUCUGUUUACGUCUCUAGUCCUGAGGGAACUUAUACAUUAUUUGGUUUAAAAGCAGGAAGCAAGUAUGAGCUCAGAUACUCCGUUAUCCAUGAUGGCAGAAUGAGUGACUGCAGCAGAAUCAUUACAUUUCAGGCUCAGCCAAGACUCAGGCCUGGACAGCCUAAAGCAAGAAGGCUGAACAAAUCUACCAUCAGUUUAGACUGGCAGAGGCCUGAAUCUGAGGAGGGUUCACCUGUUCUCUACUACAUGGUUUGGUGUAAAGAAGCUGGAUUGGAUAGAUGGUCCUCUAAACAAACAGAGGGACCUCAGUGUGAAUGUACUGUAACUUUCCCUCACAGUGCUUGCUACAGAGUCAGAGUCUCUGCUGUCUAUGGAGAGGGAGACACCAGUGAACCCAGUGAGGAAACAGACAUCCCUGUGGAUGUCUGGUAUAUAGACCUGACAGAGAGAAAGGCCUCCCUGUUCUUAGAAGUGCUGAAGCUCCAGAAAGAGAAGAAACCAAUGCAGCUGAGAGACAAGACCAUGGGUGAUGACGGGCUUUACGUAACACUGCCUUGCAAUUCCUCUCGGUCGGUGUAUCCUGACAACGAAAUAUCCCAACACAUCCCUUAUUACCAAAAUCAGGCCGGAGGCCUGUUGCCUGGCUAUGCGAGAACGCUACCCACGGGUGCAUACGAUAAGAAUCCCUUUGCAUUCAAACAUUAUGAUUUAGAGUUUCUAGCCGCCUACGUAGACGGUCAGCAAUUCCGCGCUAAACCCCUUCAACCCGAGUAUAGAGAAUGA
Chanos chanos (milkfish) is the source of this 2618-nucleotide messenger RNA. RefSeq names its product neoverrucotoxin subunit alpha-like. Gene Ontology annotation, molecular function: protein binding. The transcript is spliced from 7 exons. Bases 48 to 2618 code for a protein of 856 amino acids. NCBI's taxonomy places the organism in Eukaryota, Metazoa, Chordata, Actinopteri, Gonorynchiformes, Chanidae. The record is from RefSeq and is a predicted model, not a curated record.